GAAAAGUAUAACAAAACUCGGCGUUAUUUUUGCCAAUGCAAGAGGAGACCUUUGGAACUGGAACCCGUGCUCCAUUCUUCCCUCCUCGCUUGCGACUCUCAGGGGGUGCCGAGUUCGCGGUUUUCUCUCUUCAGCUUUUUUCGUCGUCUCCGAUGAUGUUCAUCUCAAAGAGCAAAAGGAGACGUUGCUUUCGAUCUUUUUCUUGAUUCCUGAACAAAUGGUGCGUCUUCUUUCCCUGUUUCGAACUCGCUUUUCGUCUAGACAUACUGCAACAAGCCUUUAUGCUUCUUCUCAUAGUAUAACGCGAAUGUCUAGUUACAAUGAUUUCGUGCUGAAGUUCUAUGGUAGUAGAACAGAGAGUGGAAGUCGUGGUUAUGGUUGUGGAGACCUACCCACCUCGGGUUCUGUUCUUUCUAGUUGGCUUAGUGCUAAUUUUAGGGGGUUUUCUACCUCUCAAGAUCCUGCUGGGAAUCCCAAAUGGACUGAUGAAGUCGUGUACUUGGAUGAGUCAGGCGAAGUCAUCGGGUCCGACAAGGGAAUCCGGUCGGUGGAGCCCGGAGUCGAUGAUCAUGUUCUCGUAGGCGGUGUUAGAAAAGCAUUUUCCGACGCUGCCAUCGUCGCGAAAAUCAUUGAAAUUGUUAAAAGAUGGAAAUGGGGACCGGAAAUGGAGGCCCACUUGGACAGGAUUCUUGUCACGCCGAAGAUGGUGCACGUGAAUCAGGCGUUGAGAGGGAUUGCAGAGGUUGAUGACUCGUUGAGUCUGUUCAGAUGGGCCAAGAAGCAGCCUGGAUACAUCUCUAGUGAUGAAUGCUAUGUGAUAUUGUUUGAUAGAUUGAAUCAAUAUGGGGACUUUGAAGGAAUUCGGACUUUGUUUGAUGAGAUGAUUGAGGAGUGUGGUAGUAAAUCAUUUACUGCAUAUAGCAGGGCCAUUCAGCAUCUUGCCCAAGGGGGGAACUUGGAAUUGUCAUUCUGUUGCUUUAAGAAAAUGCAGGAGGCCGGGUGCCAAACUGAUGCACGUACGUAUAAUUCGCUUAUAACACUGUUUCUGAAUAAGGGUCUUCCUUAUAAAGCUUUUGAGAUCUAUGAGAUAAUGGAAAGAGUGGGCUGUUCACUUGAUGGACCAACUUACGAGCUGAUGAUACCAAAUCUUGCAAAAUCCGGACGGCUUGAUGCUGCUUGCAAGCUUUUUGAAGAGAUGAAGCAGAAGUUCAUGCGGCCCAGUGUUGGGAUUUUUGUGUCACUUGUUGAUUCAUUGGGGAAAGCUGGGAGGCUUGAAGGCACAAUGAGAAUGUAUACAGAAAUGCAGGCUGCUGGCAUUAAGCCAUCUGCAACCAUGUUUGUUUCAUUGGUAGAGUCAUUUGCAAAGGCUGGAAAACUUGAGAUGGCUAUGAGGCUUUGGGAUGAGAUGAAACGUUCAGGCUUUAGGCCUAACUAUGGAUUGCAUACCAUGAUGGUUGAAGCACACGCAAAAUCAGGGAAACUAGAGACUGCCAUGUCAAUAUUUUCUGAUAUGGAGAAGGCUGGAUUUCUUCCAACACCAAUCACUUACUCCUGUCUUGUAGAAAUGCAUGCUGCACGUGGGCUAGUUGAUGAGGCAAUGAGGCUCUACAACUCAAUGGCAACUGCUGGUCUUAGACCAAACCUGAGCACAUAUACAUCAGUCUUAACUAUGCUGGCAAACAAGAAACUGGUCGAUGUAGCAGCCAAGAUUUUGUUGGAGAUGAGGUCUGUUGGGUUCUCUGUUGAUGUGAAUGCUAGUGAUGUUCUAAUGAUUUACAUUAAGGAUGGCUCUGUGGAUCUUGCAUUGAGAUGGCUUCGCUUUAUGGGUUCAUCUGGGAUUAAAACAAACAACUUCAUAAUCAGGCAGCUGUUUGAAUCGUGCAUGAAAACUGGGGUCUAUGAGUCGGCCAAACCGCUUCUUGAGACAUACAUAUCUUCGGGUGCCAAAGCAGAUCUCAUACUCUAUACAUCAAUACUAGCCUAUCUAGUAAGGUGCCAAGUCGAGCAGCAAGAAAGGCAGCUCAUGUCAAUCUUGAGCAGUACAAAGCACAAGGCGCAUUCGUUCAUGUGUGGCCUUUUUACUGGAACGGAACAGAGGAAGCAGCCAGUUCUGUCAUUUGUGAGAGAAUUUUUCCAGGGAAUUGAUUAUGGAGUGGAUGAAGGAGCAGCUAGAUACUUUGUUAAUGUGCUUCUUAACUAUUUGGUUCUUAUGGGACAAAUAAAUCGUGCUCGUUGUGUUUGGAAAGUUGCUUAUGAAAACAAGCUUUUCCCCAAGGCGAUAGUAUUUGAUCAGCAUAUUGCCUGGUCUCUUGAUGUCAGAAACUUGUCGGUUGGUGCUGCACUAAUUGCUGUGGUCCACACUCUACAUAGGUUUAGGAAGAGGAUGUUGUACUAUGGAGUUAUUCCUAGAAGGAUAAAACUUGUUACUGGGCCUACAUUGAAGAUUGUGAUAGCACAGAUUCUGAGUACAGUAGAAUCACCUUUUGAGGUCAGUAAGGUGGUUCUCAGAGCCCCAGGUGAUUCUGUGAUGGAAUGGUUUAAAAAGCCAAUCGUGCAACAAUUUCUUCUAAAUGAAAUUCCAUCAAGAUCUGACAUUCUCAUGCACAAACUCAACAUAUUGUUUCCGAGUUCAGCUCCUGAAAUUAGAUCUAGUUCCCCUCCUAGGCCACUGUCUUUGAGAAAGUAAAUCCAAGAUUUGGUUUCUGCAGCAAAACUCUGGUUCAAGGGUCCUAGCCUUGGUUUUCUGAGAUCUACCUGAUACAAGCCUAUGAUUGUUUCAUCAUGUACCUGGAAAGACAACCACCGUGAUCGGUCCUUCACUGCUCAGACAGCCAGGAGCAGCAUCAUCUUUGUCCCUGUAGGAAAUGAAGGUCUCACUUCUGUUUGACGUCAGCCUGUUCUUACAGCUCCUUCCAAGCCUGCAAAAGUACCUACAGCCAACCACUUUCGGCACAUUUAUUAUAUGUGACUGCUGAUUGCUGACUGCUAUUUAUCGAUCCAUUUCAUGCAAUUGGAAAGAAAUUCUAGUCUGU
Nymphaea colorata (pocket water lily) is the source of this 3032-nucleotide messenger RNA. Its product is annotated as pentatricopeptide repeat-containing protein At1g79490, mitochondrial. Bases 218 to 2686 code for a protein of 822 amino acids. The transcript has 2 exons. Gene Ontology annotation, molecular function: protein binding. Lineage: Eukaryota; Viridiplantae; Streptophyta; Magnoliopsida; Nymphaeales; Nymphaeaceae. The record is from RefSeq and is a predicted model, not a curated record.